AGCCGUUUGUGGCCCCAUGGCAGGAGCAGGAGCUCCCCCCCCCGCUUGCAUGUCAUGUCCUCCCCCAGCAUGGGGCAGCGCGCCCGCAUGUCCCAGCAGGUACGGGCGUGGGCCGCCAGCGUGUCGAGCUCCACGGAGCUCACGCUGCGCGUGUCUGGCAUCCGCGGAGUUCACGAAGGCAGCUCUGCAGCAGGUGAUACGCAACAAGGGCUUCGCGGACACGUAUGACUAUCUGUACCUGCCGCGGUGCUACUCGUCGCGGGCAUGCGCCGGGUGUGCAUUCAUUAACAUGGUCACCGAGGAAAUAGCUUGGCAGUUUAUCGACAGCAUGGAGGGCAUCGCAAUGCCAGAUGGUUCUGUUUUGAGCGUGAGGGUGGCAACAACGCAGGGGCUCGCAGAGAACAUGGUGCGGUGGUGCCGCCGCCACUCUCACCGCGUCCGCGAUGCAGAGGUUCUGCCAUUCGUUCGGGCGCUCCACACGCUGGGGAUUGUCCAUCCGUCUCAGGUG
Molecule: messenger RNA, 508 nt
Organism: Prorocentrum cordatum
Lineage: Eukaryota; Dinophyceae; Prorocentrales; Prorocentraceae
Source: the annotation of a GenBank genome assembly